Molecule: messenger RNA, 1008 nt
Organism: Purpureocillium lilacinum
Lineage: Eukaryota; Fungi; Ascomycota; Sordariomycetes; Hypocreales; Ophiocordycipitaceae
Biological process (GO): translational initiation
Cellular component (GO): eukaryotic translation initiation factor 4F complex; cytoplasm
Molecular function (GO): translation initiation factor activity; RNA 7-methylguanosine cap binding
Source: RefSeq, a predicted model, not a curated record
AUGUCGUUCCCCUGCAGCUCCGGCAAGCUUUCCCUCUCGACCUCAUCGAAUGGGCCCAACGGCUCCUCCGCUGGUGAUUCGUCCCGUGCCGCUCCCUUCUCCCGCCGCCAUGGCGGUGACACGUCGUCGCACGGCGGCAAAGCCAGCCCCUUCAACACGCCGGGGGCGGGCUUGACAUCCCCCACAGGCGGCGCCUCGAGCGCCUUUGGCCUUGGCUCUGGCGCAUUCGCAUCGUUUGGGUCUGCCAAAACGCCCAAGACGGCCGGCAAUCCCUUCGACAGCGCCAUGGGAUCGGCCGUUGCCAAGUCCAGCGUCACCAAGGACGGCCCCAGACCAGUCGGCAGGGCGCCCAGCAUGGCCGCCAUCUCCGAGACCAAGGCAUCCGCCCCUGCGAGAGCCGCCGAGGUCCACCCGCUGAAAGACGCGUGGUCCUUUUGGUACCGUCCUCCGAUCUCCAAGGCGCACGGCUUCAUCGAGUACGAGAACACGCUCCACGGAAUCGCGUCCGUCAAGACGGCGGAGGAGUUCUGGCAGGUUUACAGGCACCUCAAGCGGCCCUCUGCCCUACCCGUGGUGUCCGACUACCACCUUUUCAAGAAGGAUAUACGGCCCGUCUGGGAGGACGAGGUCAACCGCAAGGGAGGCAAGUGGGUCGUGCGCAUGAAGAAGGGCGUGGCGGACCGCUACUGGGAGGACCUGCUUCUGGCUCUCAUCGGCGACCAGUUUGGCGAUGCGUCCGAGGACGUCUGCGGCGCCGUCCUGAGCAUGCGGAAUGGUGAGGACAUCCUCAGCAUCUGGACUCGAACGGACGGCGGCCGUGUCCUCAAGAUUCGCGAAAUCAUGAAGCACGUGCUCAACUUCCCACAAAACACCCGAGUCGAGUUCAAGAGCCAUGAUUCCAGUAUUCAGCAGCGAACCGCCAUCGACGAGCAACGCCGCGAGAAGGCUAGCCAGACCCAGACCGAGAAGCGCCAGUCCUCUGGUGGUCAGAGGAUCCCUCUCGAAUAG